GAAAUGGCUCGUACCAAGCAAACGGCUCGUAAAUCCACCGGAGGAAAGGCGCCCAGGAAGCAGCUGGCUACCAAAGCGGCCAGGAAAAGCGCGCCGUCUACUGGUGGAGUGAAGAAACCCCACAGAUACAGGCCUGGUACCGUUGCUCUGCGUGAGAUCCGUCGGUACCAGAAGUCUACUGAGCUGCUCAUCAGGAAGCUGCCUUUCCAGCGUCUUGUCAGAGAAAUCGCUCAGGAUUUCAAGACAGAUCUGCGUUUCCAGAGUGCGGCGAUUGGUGCUCUCCAGGAGGCCAGUGAGGCGUACUUGGUUGGAUUGUUUGAGGAUACCAACCUGUGUGCCAUCCACGCAAAGAGGGUCACAAUCAUGCCCAAGGACAUCCAGCUGGCCCGGCGAAUCAGAGGAGAGCGAGCAUAA
Molecule: messenger RNA, 414 nt
Organism: Menidia menidia (Atlantic silverside)
Lineage: Eukaryota; Metazoa; Chordata; Actinopteri; Atheriniformes; Atherinopsidae
Source: the annotation of a GenBank genome assembly